This is a messenger RNA of Aspergillus sclerotioniger CBS 115572, 1099 nucleotides long. RefSeq names its product alpha/beta hydrolase. Lineage: Eukaryota; Fungi; Ascomycota; Eurotiomycetes; Eurotiales; Aspergillaceae. The coding region runs from base 255 to 1025 and encodes 256 amino acids. The transcript is spliced from 2 exons. The record is from RefSeq and is a predicted model, not a curated record.
UCGUCCGAUGCCAGGGAGGAACAAAGAAAAAGGAGCCGGGGUGAGACUGCCAGCUGGCCAACCCAACAGCCUUACCGGAAUGGGCCUGUCAGCACGGAGAUGGCAAGGCUGAGAAGCUAAGCUUCCUAGACCAUGUUUAACCAUGGGCGCAGCUACACCCCACCAAUUAAAUCCUCUUGGACCAUCCCUUGGAUCACAAUUGUCGGCAACACUACAAUCCUAGACCUUCCGAAUUCCCCCUCAAGUCAGUCCCAAUGGCAACCAUCGUCUUCGUCCCCGGGGCGUGGAUCACUCCCGAUUUCUACCAGCCCUUUCUCAAUGCAUGCACGGCCACCGGAUAUCCUGUCCACUACGCCGAUUAUCCCUCUCUCUAUCCCGUCGAUCCGACUGUGGCAGACUGCAAGACGGACACGGAAGUGAUCAGGACUACACUACACACGUUGGUGGAGGAUGGCCGCGAUAUUGUCCUAGUGAUGCACUCCUACGCUGGUAUGCCCGGGGCUGCUGCUGCUCUGGGUUUGGCCAAGUCAGAUCGAGUGCAGCAGGGUAAGCCGGGUGGUGUGAUCGGGAUGGUUUACCUCGCGGCAUUCCUGGUGCCAGAGGGAUUGAGCUGUGCGGGCUUGCAGGGUGGGAACCUGCCUCCGUGGAUCCUGCUGGAUAAGCCAUCAGCAAAUCUCAACGUCCCCGCAGACGCUGUCGCGGAUUUCGCCGCGGAUGUCGACCCAGCCCUGGUGAAAGACAUCGGUGACAAGAUCAAGCCCCACUCGACACUGGCUUUCAACUCACCCCAGCCAGCUCCUGCCUGGGCGGAUGCCGCCUUUCAAGGCCAACUGGCCUUUAUCGUGACCACUCGCGAUCCAGCCGUUCCCAAAGAGGCCCAGUACGGUAUGAUGGCCGCUACCCGGCAGCAGUGGAUCGUCAAAGAGAUGGAAUGCAGUCACUGUGCGCCGUUCCUCGACCGGAUCGAGGAAACUGUCCGGCUUGUGGGCGAGUGUGCAAGGGAGUUCAAAGACAACAGCGCGUGACAUUCAUUCUAUUUAUAUGCCAAAUAUCUUCAAUAUCAUCGCGCUGCAUAGCGUCAUCACAAACAAUUGAAACC